This is a messenger RNA of Oncorhynchus mykiss (rainbow trout), 2865 nucleotides long. Its product is annotated as inactive dipeptidyl peptidase 10. The record is from RefSeq and is a predicted model, not a curated record. Lineage: Eukaryota; Metazoa; Chordata; Actinopteri; Salmoniformes; Salmonidae. Gene Ontology annotation, cellular component: voltage-gated potassium channel complex; plasma membrane. Gene Ontology annotation, molecular function: serine-type peptidase activity; potassium channel regulator activity. Gene Ontology annotation, biological process: regulation of potassium ion transmembrane transport; proteolysis.
UCAUAUAUGCUUCUUUGAAAUGCGAGCGCCAGUAGAUUUCUUGAAAUCGUGAAUCCCCCUACUUGACUUGGGUUAACAUUUCUCGAUUGUGUUGUGUGUCAAGCCCCUCGCCAUUCUCUGGGUUGAUACGUAGCUACCCCGAAAGGUCUGUGCAUACAUUGCACACAUUAUCGAGUCCAUCUGACCGAGGAGGUCCGAAAAUAGAGAUUCCACAAUGACAGCUUCAAAGGAAGGAGAUGAGGACUUUGUGCAAUUAAGUCCUGAAUCAAGGAACUACAAAGGAAUAGCCAUCUCCCUGCUGGUCAUAGUGGCGGUUUGCUCCCUCAUCACAAUGUCUGUCUUUGUUCUCACACCAGUGGAACUUCCUGGUGCCGCUAACUCCAGACUUACUGUGCUGGACCUGUUUAAGCCAGAGUUCUCGGUGCACGAUCCUGAGGCCAGGUGGAUAAGUGAUUCAGAGGUUUUGUACAGGAACCGAGACGGCCACGUCAUCAAGUUCAACUUUGCUUUAAACGAAACAGAAAUGAUCCUGAGAAAUAGCACGUUUGUGUCUUUCAAAGUUGCCAAAUAUUCUCUCUCUCCAGACAUGAAAUAUGUGCUAUUUGCUUACGAAGUGAAACAGGUGUAUAGACAUUCCUAUACUGCAGCGUACAUUGUUUACAACAUCCACACAAGAGAGGUGUGGGAGUUGAAUCCUCCGGAGGUCCAGAAUGCAGUGCUCCAGCAUGCAGCGUGGGGUGUGAAGGGACAGCAGCUGAUCUACAUCUUUGAAAACAACAUCUAUUACCAAUCAGAUGUGCAGAGCAAUUCUCUUAGGAUUACUUCGUCGGGAGAGGAAGGAGUCAUAUUUAAUGGAAUCGCUGACUGGCUGUAUGAAGAGGAGAUUCUGCAGUCACACAUAGCACACUGGUUGUCACCUGACGGAGAGAGACUGGCCUUCCUCAUGAUCAACGAUACCCUGGUACCUACCAUGUUCCUGCCCCGGUUCACUGGCAGCCCCUACCCCAGGUCACAGGAGUACCCAUACCCCAAGGCUGGCCAGCCCAACCCUACAGUCAGGCUGUUGGUGGUGAACCUGUACGGUCCCACACACACUCAGGAGCUGGUACCACCUGAUGGCCUGAGAGGAAGAGAACACUAUGUGAGUAUGGUGAAGUGGAUCAGCAACACCCAUGCAGCGGUUCGAUGGCUCAACCGGCCCCAGAACGUGUCCUUCCUCACCGUGUGUGACGCCACCGUCGGAUCCUGUGUACAGAAACAUGAGGAAGCUUCAGAUCUCUGGCUCACCAGACAGAACCAGAAGCCAGUGUUUUCAAAGGACAGGAGCAGGUUUUUCCUGACCAUACCGGUGAAGCAGGGGGGACAAGGAGACUUCCAUCAUAUUGCCAUGUUCACCAAAUCGUUCAGAAGUGAUCAAAAUGAUGUCCGUCACUUGACGUCAGGCAACUGGGAGGUGACCAAGAUAUUAGCUUAUGAUGAGGGGGAGCAAACCAUAUAUUUUAUCAGUACUCAAGACUCCCCACAAAAGAGACACGUGUACAGUGCGUCUACUAUUGGUCUGUUCUCUCAACGAUGUUUGACCUGUGAGAUGAACCAGGAAGCAUGCGCGUUCUUUGAUGCAGACAUCAGCCCGAACAAACAGCAUGUUAUUCUACAGUGUAAAGGUCCCGGUGCUCCAUCUGUGAUGCUGCAGAGUUUUAAUGAUGUAAACACUUACUUUAUAUUGGACAACAACAUGCCUCUGAGAGCUGCCUUGGAAAUCAAAAAGAUCUCUAAGUCAGAUGUCAGGGUUAUUCCAAGUGAAGACUUUGAGCUGCCUUUGAAACUCACCUAUCCCCUUGACUUUUCUGAAUCUCUUCUCUACGGCCUUCUUUUGAUUGUUGAUGGUGGGCCUGGCAGUCAGUCGGUGAGUGAUGAGUAUGAGCUGGGUUGGGACUCGGUGCUGGUAAGUAGUGAUGAGGUGAUCGUGGCCAGGCUGGACGGCAGGGGGACAGGCUUCCGGGGCCUGAGAGUCCUGCAGCAGGUCCACCAGCGCCUGGGUACCGUGGAUGUUCAGGACCAGAUAGCUGCACUGGAUUACUUGAUGACACUCCCAUACAUUGACCGCGCGCGGAUCGGAAUCUACGGAAAGGGAUACGGUGCUUACCUCACCUUGAUGCUUCUGAGGUCCACUGCGCUGAUUAAGUGUGCAGCUGCUAAUUCCCCAGUGGUUGACUGGAAACUUUACGCUUCAGCAUUUUCAGAGCGAUACUUUGGCCUGACGUCAAAGAACGACAACAGAUAUCAAGUUUCUAGAGUGCUUCCAAAUAUGAAAGGGUUGCAAGGAAACAUGAUGAAAGGACCGCAAGGACCGGAUUUUCUGUUGAUUCAUGGAACCGCUGAUGCAAAUGUUCAUUUCCAACAUUCAGCAGAGUUGAUUAAGCACUUGAUCAAAAUUGGAGCGAACUACACAAUGCAGCUCUACCCAGACGAGGGCCACUUCCUGUCCCUGCAGAGCCAGAAGCACCUGUCUGAGUCCCUGGUUGGCUACUUCAGAACAUGUUUUCAGGACUUCAGCACACCGCUACCUGAGGAGAUAGGGAAAGAGGAUGAUGACUGACAGGGUUGGGGUUAGACGAUGACUGACAGGUUUAGGGAUAGAUGAUGACUGACAGGGCUAGGUUUAGAUGGUGACUGACAGGAGGACGUGCAGGCGGGCCGUGUGUGGAUCUGGGAUCGCUAUGUUGAAGCAGUACAAUGACUGCUCUGCCCUCGCGAGGGAUGUUUGCUGUUGAUUAGGUGUCCAAUGUAGGCAAGACAUACAGUUGAAGUUGGAAGUUGACAUACACUUAUGUUGGAGUCAUUAAAACUCGUUUUUCAACCACU